Neocloeon triangulifer is the source of this 736-nucleotide messenger RNA. RefSeq names its product selenoprotein S-like. The transcript is spliced from 5 exons. Gene Ontology annotation, cellular component: Derlin-1 retrotranslocation complex; endoplasmic reticulum membrane; Derlin-1-VIMP complex. The record is from RefSeq and is a predicted model, not a curated record. Gene Ontology annotation, biological process: endoplasmic reticulum unfolded protein response; retrograde protein transport, ER to cytosol. Bases 78 to 659 code for a protein of 193 amino acids. Lineage: Eukaryota; Metazoa; Arthropoda; Insecta; Ephemeroptera; Baetidae.
CACGCCCACAUUUUUACUCCUGCCUGGAAAGUGUAUUGUGACGACGGUCGUGACAGAGCGGAAAAUACGAUCUGACGAUGGAGCCUCAGGUUGAAUCCAAUGUGCAUCCUGAAACCCUAAAUCAGAAGGAACCUGAGAUCGUCGGAAACAUCGCUUUCGGAGUGACUUCCCUUUUGGUAAACUAUGGCUGGCACUUCAUCUUACUAGGAGCUGUUGCUCUGUUUGCGUGGCAUACAUGGCUAAAGCAUAAAUAUGAGACCUGGAGGAUAGAAAAGGAGGAAAGGGAAUAUGAUGCCAGAUACCAUAAGAACCCGGACAUUGGAAAAUCCAGGCAAGAGGCCAUUGAGGCUGCACGCAAAAAGCAGCAGGAGGAACUUACCAGGGCCUCCUCGUUGCAGGUGGAAAUAGACAAGGAGAUAGAAGAGCAAAAAAGAGUAGAGAAGGCUGCGGAACGGCAGCGCCUUAAUGCAGAACAGCCAGGUCGCAGACUGGGAAACAGUUUGGACAGCGACAAUGCAGAGGCCUUGGCCAAUGCAAAAAUUAUGAAGAAGGGUCGUGCUUUCAAAGAGGACUACAACCCGCUUGAUGGAGGUGGCAGCUCGAGAGGCUACCGACCACCUACAAAAGGGUGUCCGGGAGGAGGUUGUGGAAGGAAGUGAAAUAUUGCAAUUUGGCUUGGCUGUUGACUUGUUUAUUGAUAAUUAAUAAAUCCUAGUGGUAAACUUUUUGUUAAGAA